CUAAAACUGUCUGCAGGCAUACGUUUCUGUUAAUUUGACAUCUAUCGAUAUCUUUCAUGUUUCUGAUAACCCUAGCUGCCAAAGAGACAGCUAAUUUACACACAUGACCCGAAUAAUCAGCAUUCAGAAAAUCCGGCAGCAAUUAUGUAUUUCGUUAUGAAAGGAAACUAGAGAAAAUUUUGUUAAAUACAAUAUAUGCAUAUAAUAUUUUUAAUAUUAACCCCUUGCAUUAUUCGGAACCUCGGGAAAAGUCAGGCCAAACGCGGCUGCCUCGAUCGUCGCGGUGAACAGCGAGCGGUGGAGCGCGCGUGCCGAAACUUGAUACCUAUUCUUACGACCGAGCGCAAGGUAGUCGUGCCCGUAUUUACUUCACGCGAUGGAACUCUUGUGAAAUUCAAAUGAAUUUGAAUCAAAAACUUUUAAAAAAUACUUUAAUUAUUACAUAAGAUGAAAACAAAUUCUGAUUAAUUAUAAUAAUAUAAUUUGGUCCGAAACUAAGACAACGAGUCAGACUCAUCAAAAUAGUGCAAGGUGUUAAUAAUGGAGUUCAAGUAGAAUCCUUUUUCUUUCUCUUUUACAAAUGUGUAAUGAUUAGGAAAUGUAUGUAAAUUGUUUCAUAGCUUUAUUUAUUAAAUAUGUACUGGAUACAGGCAGUUCAACGGGGCUAAAAUUGUUGUAAUAUCUAUGUAAUUCACGCUUGUCUAUUCUACGUGGGUUGAGCAUUGUGAUGCAGUUAUGAAGUCAGCACUAAAGUGAAUACUCGACGUGUAAAUGAGAUCAGACGUUUCUGUACAAGGAGACAGGUAAGAACGGUUAAUUGAGACUGUUCAUUCAUUGUAUGGCAAAGUCAUGACAGUCAAUACUAUGGAGAAGCUGCAGGAGCAGGGCUGGUACCUCACUGAACAUGGAUAUAAUGUUAUCAGCGAUUCUGGAAGUAUCCUUGACGUACAAAGAAUUAUAAAACGCGCAAUUGAUUUUGAUUUGAGGGAAAUUGGGAGUGGACAGGGAGACCUCAAUCAGGGUAAUCUAGUGUUGCAAAUACAGAAGCUGCGUAAUGUGGCAGCUCCAAAAUGUAAUGAAGAAUCUCGUGCUGCACCACGUAUGCUAAGGCUCUCACUAACGGAUGGGAAAAAUAAUAUUCAAGCUGUCGAAGUUGAACAUAUUUCAUCUGUUAGCUUAAACACCCCACCUGGUACAAAGUUAUUAAUAAGAGGUGGGAAUUUAUUACUGUCGCAUGGAAUUAUUCUAUUGAAGUCCUUUAAUAUAGCAACUAUACUUGGAGGAAAGGUACCUAAUUUGUUAGAGAAAUGGGAGUUGAACAAGAAAUUGGCAUUACACACAAGGGUAAGAUCAAUGGAUGAGGGUGGUCCACCUUCAUGGAUACCAUUUGGCAAAAAAAUCAUAAAGCUCUCAGAGCAAGAUAAAAAUUUCAAAGCUCUUGCUGAUAAAGAAAAAGCAACUAAAGAGGAUGAAUUUGAGGCACAGCGAAAGGAUGCAAUUGCAGAAGCUGCUAAACAGGGUAGUAAAAAAGUUUUUGGUGGUGGAAACAAACAGCUAUUGGAUCAUACUGUACAGAGGAUAGUUGAUCAAGGUUUCUCAAUAGAACAAGCAGAAUAUGCUUUAAGGAUAAACCGUAAUAAUGUGGACAGAGCAUUGAAGACUUUACAGCGAAAUGACAACAAGCAUGGAAACAGUAACGCUCGAGAAACACGAGAACCUCGCGAUUCUCGUGAACCACGUGAAACUCGUGGAAAGCGGUUUGAGAAGAAGGUUCAAGAAGAUGGAAAACCAAGUAGUGGCAAGGUCUCUCUCUUCGAUUUCUUAGAGGAUAAACUUCCAACUCAAACGGAUACAGUAGAAGAGACUAAUUCACAGCAAUUCAACAAUAUUCAAAACAAGGAGAGAUCUGAAAAUAAUUUCGAACGAUAUGAUAUGAGAAGUAUCGAUCACUCUCAAGCAGGAAAAGGUGGAAGGGCCCAACGUGGUGGCCGUGGAUAUCAGCCGCCGCCAAGGUAUAAUGAUGACAGUAAAUCAGUGAAACGUACCAAUAAUAGUAGCUACGACACGUAUCAAUAUUCAUCACACAGUGGUGGCAAUAUGCAACAAAGCAAGCCACCGAGAUUUCAAAGAAGUCAAGAUAAUCAAAAUGUGUAUCAGCCAGAUGUUGGUGGUUAUAAGGGAUCCUACAACAAGAACGAUCAUAGAAACUCGUUCGCGCGUUCGCGUGCUGAAAAUGCCGGUAAUAUUAGUGAAAGUGGAAGUGCAAGCGGAUAUAAUAGACAUCAACAAGAUCACCAUGAAGGCCAAUUUGCCAACGGUAACAGGAACCAUAGUCAAGUUGAUGAUACCAGGAAUAGACACAGUUAUGAUGUAUCUUAUGGAAAGCAAAACCGAGCACAAGACGGAGUUCAUAAAUCGUUUCAACCAAAUUCAAUUGAGAAAAAUUAUAAGAGUCAGCUGAACAGGCAUCAGCCACUUCCGGCAUAUGAUAGUAAUCAUGGUGGAAGUCGAGGUACUGGUGGUUUUAAUGAACAGAAGAAAGAUCAUACUUUCGGUAAUUCACGUACCGCUAAUAAUACAUCUGGUGGUACAUGGUUUUGGCAAAUUGGUGACAAGUGUAUGGCUAAAUACUGGGAAGAUAAUAGGUAUUAUAAUGCGGAAGUGACUGCUGUCUCUGAGAGAACAUGCGUUGUACAGUUCAAGGACUUUAAUAACUACGAAGAAGUCCUCCAGGUGGAUUGUAUACCAAUAACAGAAGACAUCUGCCUGGACGGUCAAGGAGGACGGGGAUACAAUCAAGAUUCCAGACGCCAGGAUCAACGUCCAGGAAAUCGACAGCGCUAUGAUCAGAGUCACAAUCAUAUAACUGGUAUGGAAUUCCGAAGAGGUGGUGGCGGUGGCGCUGGAGGAGGUCCUGGUGCUAAAGGAGGUUUCAAUAAACGUAGAGGUCCACAACGUAGUGCUCAACCAAUUUAUCAGCCACCAGCACAACGCGGUGGUGCAUCAUCAUCAGGAGGAGGCCAACACAAUAAUCCUACACUUUAACACAAUGACAAUAGUCCUUUUAGCUAAUAAAAUUUCGAUUUGGACGCGAACAUUAACAUAGUUGCUGAUCAAAAGUACACAGAAGACUGACAGCCAACUCUAACACCUGUCAAUUCUCAUGCCAUGGCUAGAAACUUUGUUUCUAUUAAGUCAUAUCGGCCAGAAUACUAAUAAUAAAAUAUACAAAAAUAAAAACAGUGAUGCGUCUCGUAUGUAGUUAUCCGCAUAGUGAAAUUAUACGGAUUCCGAAUGAAAUCUUCAUUGUAAGAUAACGACAGUUCUUUAAGCACUACAAAGCGUUUUUAUUGUAUGUAGGAAGAAGAGAUAGCGUGCUGGCGUCGAAAGGUGCUCGACGUCGCGUCGUGCCUCUGUACCUUGUCUACCUUCAUAGAAUAGUAAUAAUGAACUUUGUAAUAUUUAAAAUGAAGUGUUCUCAUUAACGAAAGUUGAACGAUACGCUUUACAUUCGUAAAUCUGCCAUAGUAGCGUUAUGCGGUGUCUCGAUUCUAGAUGCUACUUUAGUGCUAAAGUCGAGAAGGAUGCAUGUACGUAACAAAGUAACAUCUUAAUUACUUAUUAGCCUUCUCAUAAUCUAUUUUAUCGGGUUAUUCAAAGUCUCGAAUUUUGAGAAGGCCACGGUUAGUUUGAUUCCUUUUUCUGUAUACGGCAGCAGUAGCAUUGCGCAGAGUGCUCAAGGCGCUUGCCAUAAUCAUUUCUGUUGUACUAUAUUGUAUUUGACAAAUCUUAUUACAUUGAAUGGAUGUCAUGCAAAUCGAAUAUUAAA
Molecule: messenger RNA, 3829 nt
Organism: Cephus cinctus (wheat stem sawfly)
Lineage: Eukaryota; Metazoa; Arthropoda; Insecta; Hymenoptera; Cephidae
Gene: Tdrd3
Product: tudor domain-containing protein 3
Exons: 12
Coding region: 850-3045 (731 amino acids)
Cellular component (GO): nucleus
Molecular function (GO): protein binding
Source: RefSeq, a predicted model, not a curated record